AUGACGGGCUUCAAGAAAUGGGGCUUCGAUGACUUCGGGGACUACUUGGAGAGUAUGAAGUCCAUCUACGGCAAGUGCGAGCUCUGGCAGCGCGCCCUGUCCCCCGUGCAUGCCGUGGAGGAGGUCGAGGAGAACUCGCUCAAGAAGUGCCUCAACUGGUUCCACGUCUCGUGCCUCGGCGUGGGCCUCAUCCUCGGAGCAGGCAUCUUCGUCUCCACCGGCACGGCGGCCGCCGAGAUCGCGGGGCCGGCGGUGGUGCUGUCUUUCCUGCUGGCGGGCCUGUCGGCGAUCCUCUCCACCCUCUGCUACUCCGAGUUCGCCGUGCGCUUCCCCCUCAGCGGCGGCGCUUUUAACUACAUCCUGUUCUCCUGCGGCGAGUGGGUCGCGUUUGCCUGCGUGUGUACCCUCAUCCUCGAGUAUGUGCUGGCGAACGCAGCUGUGGCGCGCUCCUUCGCGCCCUACUUUGGGCAGCUCAUUGGGAAGACGUCAGAGUUCUUCGUUUUUGCUGUCUCAGACAGCCUGACCGUCGAUCCUCUCGCCGCCGGCCUGGUCCUUGUGUGCGUGGUGCUGGUCAUCUUCUCCACCGAGCACUCCAACACAACCAACCUCAUCAUCACCAUCGUCCACGUGGCCGUGGUGCUGAUGAUCUUGAUCGUCGGCUUUGUCAAGGCGGACCCCAAGAACCUGGUACCCUUUGUGCCCCCGGAGGUGGACGGCAGCUAUGGGAUCCGCGGCAUCUUCAACGGCGCCAGCUUCGUCUUCUUCAGUUUCAUCGGCUUCGACUGCGUCAGCACCAUGGCUGAGGAGGUGAAGAAGCCGUCCCGGGACAUGCCCAUCGGCAUCAUCUCAUGCAUCGUCUUCGUCACCACCCUCUACGUGAGUCAACCAGUACCGCGCCGCCGCCCGUUGCGCACACAGCUGCUUCACGCCGCCCCCUUCUGA
Monoraphidium neglectum is the source of this 942-nucleotide messenger RNA. RefSeq names its product cationic amino acid transporter. The record is from RefSeq and is a predicted model, not a curated record. Lineage: Eukaryota; Viridiplantae; Chlorophyta; Chlorophyceae; Sphaeropleales; Selenastraceae. Bases 1 to 942 code for a protein of 313 amino acids. The transcript is spliced from 9 exons. Gene Ontology annotation, biological process: amino acid transport; transmembrane transport. Gene Ontology annotation, cellular component: plasma membrane. Gene Ontology annotation, molecular function: amino acid transmembrane transporter activity.